Biomphalaria glabrata is the source of this 968-nucleotide messenger RNA. Its product is annotated as cilia- and flagella-associated protein 299-like. The record is from RefSeq and is a predicted model, not a curated record. The transcript has 7 exons. The coding region runs from base 164 to 865 and encodes 233 amino acids. Lineage: Eukaryota; Metazoa; Mollusca; Gastropoda; Planorbidae.
UUACUAUGGCGACUAGUAUCAAUAGGUUAAACUGACACUAUCGAGAUUUUACAUACAUAAUGAAAUGAAUAUGAAUGAGAGUUAACGUUAGCCUUUAUUUUCAUAGAGGAUAUAACCGAGUCAAUGUUUUAGCUAACUGUUCUAGCCAAUAGUUUAAAACACAAUGGAGGAAGAAGUAGCCACAGGUAGUGACAAUAUUGUGACAGAAUUUAAUACAUAUGAAGACUUCUUAGACUCACAGAUAACAUCAUUUGAUCUCUACUACCUUGAGGAUCAAGAGUUGGCAAGACAGCUGGUUGAGUUGGGAUAUAGGGGCAGUGGGGAGGUAUUAAAGAGGGAGGAGUUUGAAGCAAGAAAACAAGCUGCAGAGGCCAGCAGGCUUUCAAAAAGAAGUCAACAAAAGAAACUUGCCAGUGAUGAUAAAAUAAUUAAAGAACCAUUACUCCAAGCUCUAGCUGCUAGAGAAGCUGGAAACAGAAAUGGGAAAAUGACUUCUAUCAUCUUCAUUAGAGAUCAUAACUCUAGAGGCCAGGAGAUCUCUGGGUACAUAGACUAUGCAUACAGACUGAAAACAGAAGAUUUUGAGCCCUAUUUCAGUGGGAAGAAACGUCUGCUGCCAAGGCCAUCUGAUCUAAGCUUUUACAACUGGGAGACAGCAACAUCAACAUCCAACCCAACACCAAACUAUCAAGUGAUUGCAGAGAAUGCCUCUGGGCUGUUAUUUAAGAAUAAAAGAGACAGAAAAAUUAUAAAUGUAGAUCCUAAAGCUGACAGUCCAGGGGAUAAUUCAGAGAGACAUGUCAUCAGCUCUCCUAAGUAUAUUCAAAUUGUCAUUUAUGAUCACAUCAACAGAAGAAAAACUUAGUGCUAAAAAUUCAGUCAUUGUGAUAGAGGCAGUGAGAAUGAGUUAUAUGUGUUUUUCUGUUGAUGGAUAUAUUUACUGGAAUAAAAAUUCUUUUAGUGUUUUA